AAACAACCCGAUUUUCAUUUGUGCCUUACAGUUGUUACUCAAUAUUGACUGCAGUCAUUGAACACGGGCUUCUGUCGCACUGCGUACCAAUCAUGCCGCCGUCAGCCAUAAUAGCGCCCUCGAUCCUGAGUGCAGACUUCGGUGCGCUGGGGAAAGCAUGCUCUGAUACCAUCAGCCAAGGCGCCGACUGGCUACAUGUGGACAUCAUGGACGGCCAUUUUGUUCCGAACAUGACCUUUGGCGCGCCUGUAGUGACCAUGAUCAGGCCACACGUGAACCGACCGAAGGAGGCACUGGGAAAAGGCACGUUCGAUUGCCACAUGAUGAUCGCUGAGCCAAAGAAGUGGGUGAAGGCAUUCCGCGACGCCGGAUGUGAUCUCUAUUGCUUCCACUACGAGGCCGCUGUUGCUUCCACAGCUGCAGAGGCACCAGAGACGCACAGCAACCAGAAGACGAACCCCAAAGAAAUGGUCAGAUACAUCCACGCCCAAGGGAUGAGGGCAGGCGUGGCCAUCAAGCCUCAGACUCCGGUGCAUGUGUUGUACGAGCUCUUUGACAGCGAGCACCCAGAGGAAGUGCCUGACAUGGCUCUCGUGAUGACCGUGGAACCCGGCUUCGGUGGUCAGAAAUUCAUGCCAGACAUGAUGCCAAAAGUGGAGGCGUUGCGCCAAAGGUAUCCCGAGCUCAACAUCGAGGUCGAUGGCGGACUCAGCGAGAAGACCAUCGACACGGCCGCCGAUGCGGGUGCAAAUGUGAUUGUGGCCGGCAGUGCAGUAUUUGGCGCUCAAGACCCCGGAAAUGUCAUCGCUGCCCUCAGAGCGGCAGUGGAGAAGCGUCGGUGACUAGAUCAAUUUACGCGGGAAUACUCUUAUCUAUAGCUGAUCGAAAUUAUAUCGAAGCUGAAAUAGAAGAGUAGGUAGGUUUCCAGGCUCUGUAGAGAGGAGACCCUCGUGCACUAUAUGUAAAUGGAGUCAAGAAGGCUAUACUACCAAAACAUAUGGGUAGGUUGUUCUGCCUCAGGCAAACUUGGCAGAGGCAAGCCAACAAUAACUGAUUGUUCACUUGA
Sphaerulina musiva SO2202 is the source of this 1066-nucleotide messenger RNA. Its product is annotated as Ribulose-phosphate 3-epimerase. Gene Ontology annotation, biological process: pentose-phosphate shunt, non-oxidative branch; carbohydrate metabolic process; pentose-phosphate shunt. Lineage: Eukaryota; Fungi; Ascomycota; Dothideomycetes; Mycosphaerellales; Mycosphaerellaceae. Gene Ontology annotation, molecular function: D-ribulose-phosphate 3-epimerase activity; metal ion binding. The transcript is spliced from 3 exons. The coding region runs from base 93 to 842 and encodes 249 amino acids. The record is from RefSeq and is a predicted model, not a curated record. Gene Ontology annotation, cellular component: cytosol.